Messenger RNA from Malurus melanocephalus (red-backed fairy wren), 1210 nucleotides. Its product is annotated as DNA repair protein XRCC1-like. Bases 128 to 1054 code for a protein of 308 amino acids. Gene Ontology annotation, biological process: base-excision repair; single strand break repair. The record is from RefSeq and is a predicted model, not a curated record. Gene Ontology annotation, molecular function: damaged DNA binding. The transcript has 8 exons. Gene Ontology annotation, cellular component: nucleus. Lineage: Eukaryota; Metazoa; Chordata; Aves; Passeriformes; Maluridae.
UCCCCUGAGUCCUCCAAGCCUCCCCUGAGUCCUCCAACCCCUCCCCCGAGUCCUCCAAGCCUCCCCUUUGCCCCUCCCCCUCAGCUUUGCCCCUCCCCCCGCCCAGGUCCUCCUGCCCAGCGCCGCCAUGAUGAGCCCCAGCGAGAGCCGGGCCGGGGUGGGGGAGGGGCAGCGCCGGGUCCGCCUCUUCGGCCCCGAUUCGUUGGUCAAAGGUCCGGCCCAGGGCACGUGGGACCGCCUGAGGGUGGUGCUGAGUCAGCCAUAUUGCCAGAGUCGCCCCUACGGCCUCUCGUUCGUCCGAGUGUUCGCGGCCCCCGAGGAUUCCCGCAAUGCUGCCGGCUCCUCCCCCCCCUCGAGGCCCCGCCCCGUUUCCUCAGGCCACGCCCCCGUUCUGGGCGGGGUCACGCUGGUGCUGAGCGGUUUCCAGAACCCUCUGCGGGGGCGGCUCCGCGCGGCCGCGCUGGAUUUGGGGGCGCGGUACCGGCCGGACUGGACCUCGGACAGCACCCACCUGGUGUGCGCGUUCGCCCGGACCCCGAAGGCGGCGCGAGCCCGGGAAGGGGGCGGGGUCGUGGUGAGCCCUGAUUGGAUCUGGGACUGCCAGAGGGAGGGGCGGAGACUGCCCUGCGGACCGUACCUCCUGGACGGCUCCGCCUCCCCCGGCAGUGAGGGGGAGGAGCCUGAGGAUGCCCCGCCCCCUCCUGACCACGCCCCUAAGGAGGCCACGCCCCCUUCAGCGCCGGCCACGCCCCCCGAAUCCGACAGCGACGGCGAGGACCAAUCAGAGGAGUUUGACCCCUACGGGGGCUCCACGGAGGAGAACAGCGAGGACGAGGAGGGGGAGGGUGGUCCAUACUGGUGCAGGACCCUGGCCCCGUACAUGACGGACUCGGUGACCCACGUGGUGACAGCGCAGGACUGGGACCCCGCCUUCGAGGAGGCCCUGGAGCUCCGCCCCUCUCUGACCUUCGUGCGCCCCCAUUGGCUGCUGCUCUGCGGGGAGCGCCAGCGCCCCCUGCCGGCCCAGCCCUUCGCUGUGGUGCCCCGCGAGUGACGUCAUCGUGACGUCAUCGUGACGUCAUCGUGACGUCAUCGCCCCGCCGGGGUCGGACGAAACGAUUUUGGGUGAAAAUAAAGAGAUUUUGGGUAAAAAAAUUCCAAGAGGUUUGGUCAAUCUAUGGGGGGGUGGGGCCCACUCCAAUGGGCGUUG